UUCCUUGCUUUGGUCACUUCCACCACUUCAAAUCUCUGUUUUUUUCUUUAUCCUCCGUCCGCCAAGCUCCAUUGCCGUAACGAAGGAACCGGUUUUUGCUCUCCUUGCUUUGCUCACUGUACGUUUUUAUCAAUUGAUUUUUCAGUGCUGCAAAUGCAGCACAUAAAAGCAAAUUCUCAUCUUUUAUGCAAUUCAUGUGAUAGAGAUUUAGGGUUCGUUAGGCGUAAUAUUAAUGUCGCACAAUAUCUUUACUGUGACGAAUGUGUCAUAGCUCAGAAAUUUCACCCUGACAAUGCAUUCCUACAAACCUGGGACAAAGAUGUAUUCCUUGAACCUUUCACCGAUUUCUCAUUGGAAGGAAGCGAUGGAGGAAUUUUGAGGGCACAUAAGGCCGUUCUGGCAGGGAAGUCCAAAGUUUUCAAAUCGAUGCUGAGGGCAGGAAUGUCUGAGUCUGUUAGCGGUAAAGCGAAAAUAUCAGAUAUGACAGCUGAAGAAUUGCGUCCCUUAAUUAAUUUUCUGUAUACAGGCAGAGUAAAUCAAGGAAGCUUGGAAUGCCAUGGCGUUGCACUUUACAGGUCUUCUGUUAAGUAUGAUCUGCCUCUUUUGACGACCAUAUGUGAGCGUUUUCUUGAAAGUAAUGUGUAUAGAGAUAUUCGUGGAGUUUUCGAGCUUGCUGUAGAUCAUGAAGUGGAAAAAUUUCAGGAAGCUGUGUUGCCUUUUAUUUUCAACGAAGCUUUUGUUGAAAGCAAUCCUCCCGCUUUAGUUUUGAAAACCGUGCGAACGGCCUCCAAGUUCGAAAGCUUUGCAAAGUACCGAAAGAAGAAUUUUAAAGCGGUUUCUUUCCUUAUGGAGCUCGCUUUAUGUCGCAUGGCUGAUCAUCUUGACGACCCACACAAGGGGGUGGAAGAACUAAACGAAGUGGGGUCGAUUAUUCAUUUUCGAAGCUUGGAUAAGCCAAAGGAAGAUGGCUUUUGUCUUGAGUUAUCAAAACUCUACACUUAUGAUGAUGUUAUAGAUAGAGUUGCACAUACACUUGGUCUAGAUGAUCCUUCCAAAAUCAGACUCACGGGGCACAAUUGUUACUCUCAGCAACCAAAGCUCCAACCUAUAAAGUAUCGUGGCGUGGAUUACUUAUCUGAUAUGCUGGUUCAUUACAAUCAGUGUUCUGAUAUCUUGUACUAUGAAGUUCUGGAUAUACCACUCCCAGAGUUGCAAGGGCUAAAAUCCUUAAAAGUGUUUUUUCAUCAUUCAACAAAAGAUGAAGUUUCUGUUCACACUAUUAGAUUGCCAAAACAAAGUACUGUUGGAGAUCUCUUUAAUGACCUCAAGACAAAGGUUGAGUUGUCCAAUCCCGAUGCAGAGAUUCGACUGCUUGAGAUUUUCUACCACAGAAUUUACAAGAUUUUUCCACUUCAUGAAAAGAUUGAGAAUAUAAAUGAUCAGUAUUGGACUUUACGAGCGGAGGAGAUUCCAGAAGAGGAGAAGAAUCUGGGUCCUAAUAACCGUUUAAUCCAUGUUUAUCAUUUCACGAAAGAUGCAUCCCAGAAUCACAUGCAGGUCCAAAAUUUUGGAGAGCCUUUCUUUCUGCUUAUCCACGAAGGUGAGACUCUAGCAGAGGUUAAACAACGAAUCCAGAAGAAGCUGCAGGUGUCUGAUGAUGAAUUUGCCAAGUGGAAGUUUGCAUUCCUCUUCCUCGGUCGGCCUGAUUGUCUUCAAGAUACAGAGAUUGUUUCAAGUCGCUUUGAGAGAGGUGUUUAUGGAGGUUGGGAGCAAUAUCUUGGGUUGGAGCAUUCGGACAAUGCACCAAAAAGAUAUCGUCGGAACUUUUAAUAAAAAAUUCUGUCAGAAGUUUGCAGGAUCUUAUAAAUAACAAUCUGUCUUGCUGAUUCGCUAUCCUCGUAACUUUUAAUGCUACUACCUAACAUCCUAACUUGGAGAGUUGAUUUUCGUCCAGUUUAUAUGAAUUCUAGGAGAUGGUUGCUCUUACCUUUUGAAGAAAAUUGUGUCAGAACAGACUGGAUCAAUACCAAGGGAAUUCUGCAAUGAAGGUAGAGAAGAGCAUGGAUUUCACCCACAGAUCAUUGUGGGAGCUUUCUCUAGUCUUUUAUGUCAAACAAUUAUCAAUCAAAUCUGUUGUUUUGAGGAUGGCUGCAUAUGAUUUGCAAGGAACAUGUAAUUACAGGCAAAUAAUAACAGAAUGUUUUUGUUGUUGAAAACUGCAGUUAUAGACUACUUUUUUCUUGAAUGUUAA
Cryptomeria japonica (Japanese cedar) is the source of this 2251-nucleotide messenger RNA. Its product is annotated as ubiquitin C-terminal hydrolase 13. The record is from RefSeq and is a predicted model, not a curated record. The coding region runs from base 154 to 1830 and encodes 558 amino acids. Lineage: Eukaryota; Viridiplantae; Streptophyta; Pinopsida; Cupressales; Cupressaceae. Gene Ontology annotation, molecular function: protein binding. The transcript has 13 exons.